This is a messenger RNA of Macroventuria anomochaeta, 1722 nucleotides long. Its product is annotated as 3-hydroxyisobutyryl-CoA hydrolase mitochondrial precursor. The record is from RefSeq and is a predicted model, not a curated record. Bases 190 to 1668 code for a protein of 492 amino acids. Gene Ontology annotation, molecular function: 3-hydroxyisobutyryl-CoA hydrolase activity. The transcript has 2 exons. Gene Ontology annotation, cellular component: mitochondrion. NCBI's taxonomy places the organism in Eukaryota, Fungi, Ascomycota, Dothideomycetes, Pleosporales, Didymellaceae. Gene Ontology annotation, biological process: L-valine catabolic process.
GUAUACUCCAAUUGGCUGUACUGUACGUCGCGCCUUUGCAUUAGCUGUUCGUCUGGAGUGCAUCGAGACCGCCCGCCUACCCCCGGCCUUCCACCUCUUGACGCGUUGCGGAUACCCGAGGUUCCUGUCGGCGAUCGAGCGCUCGAAAAGUUGCAUCAUCUGCUCCCAGUCCCAUUCCCAAUCACACACAUGUCUCUCUGCGCAUUGGCAAGGAGAACACCAGCGUCGCUGAGCUGGGCCUCGCGGACACGGAUAGUCGGCGCCAUGCCUCUGCGCGCAAAGGUCACAAAUCCCGCCUGGAUGACGGGCACCAGGAUGUACUCAACACCGACCGAGGACCUUACAAAGCCCCAAAAGGACGACGACCCGGAUGAUGUCAUCUUCACCAACAACUACGGCGUGCGCAGCAUCGAGCUCAACCGACCGAAGAAGCUCAAUUCGCUGAACGGCUCCAUGGCCCGCAAGAUCAUUCCCAGGCUGCAAGAGUGGGCAAAGUCAGAGCUGGCAGGCGUAGUCAUCAUCAAGGGCUCAGGGCGUGCGUUCUGUGCCGGAGGAGAUGUCGCGGCGCUGGCUCAGUGGAACAAGACAGGCGCUGAAGGACAGCAGAGGAGCUCGGACUACUUUGGACUCGAAUACAAGCUGGACCACCUGAUCGCGACAUACACAAAGCCGUACGUUGCGUUCAUGGACGGUAUCACAAUGGGUGGAGGUGUUGGUCUGUCCAUUCACGCCCCCUUCAGGAUCGCAACCGAGAACACCCUCUUCGCCAUGCCCGAGACUACCAUUGGUUUCUUCCCCGAUGUUGGCGCUUCCUUCUUCCUGCCGCGCAUGGAGGGUGCCCUGGGAACGUACCUGGCCCUCACCUCCGAGCAGCUGAGGGGCGUAGAUGCCUUCUACCACGGCGUCGCAACUCACUACAUCCACUCCUCGACUCUGCAACAACUCGAGUCUCGUCUUGCCGAACUCCAAUUUCCCGACUACAUGUCUCUCGACGAGCGCCACAAGAUCAUCAACGCCACCAUUGAGGAAUAUAGCACUGGUCUCCCCGCCGACAAGCCCGCCAUCUCCGGUGAACUCCGCAAAGUCAUCGACCGUGUCUUCCACGUCGACCAGCCAAACAUCAAAGCCAUCCUCGCCUCCCUCAAGGAAGUUGCCAACGACGAGAGCUCCUCCAAGCCUCUGAUAACCUGGGCUAAGAAGACCAUCGACACCAUCCAAACCCGCUCCCCCAUCUCUGUCGCCGUCACCCUCGAGCAGAUGCGCAUCGGUCGCCAAUGGUCCAUUGCUCAGACUUUCCAGAAGGAGUACGAUAUCGCCUCGGCGUUCAUGGCGCACCCUGAUUUCGUUGAGGGUGUGACUGCGAAGUUGAUCGAGAGGAAGAAGGAGCGCCCCAACUGGCAGCCUAACUCUCUUGAUGAGGUCAAGAAGAGGGAUGUUCACGGGUUUUUCGUUGGUAAGGAGAACGGCGAGAAGCUUCCUUUGAUUACAGACGCGGAUUACAAGGAGUACCCACACGCGUGGAUUGGUCUGCCGAGGGAAGAGGAGAUUUUGCGCGAGAUGAGCGGUAAGAAGGCUGAGGAUGCUCUUGCGAGCUUGUUGGAGAAGUAUGAGGGUAAGCAGGGUGUCAGGGAGAAGGUUGCAGAGGUCCUGCAAAGAUAUUCAUCGUAGAGAAGGAUGACAAUUAUUUGAUAUGUACAAACAAAAGUAAGAUAGAGUAUGUAC